AUGUAUUUAAAGACUCCUCCAAUAACGAGGUACGGUAUAUAUUUAAAGACUCCUCCAAUAAUGAGGUACGGUAUGUAUUCAAAUACUCCUCCAAUAAUAACGAGGUAUGGUAUGUAUUCAAAUACUACUCCAAUAACGAGGUACGGUAUAUAUUCAAAUACUCCUCCAAUAAUAACGAGGUACGGUAUGUAUUCAAAGUCUCCUCCAAUAAUAACGAGGUACGGUAUGUAUUCAAAGACUCCUCCAAUAAUAACGAGGUACGGUAUGUAUUCAAAUACUCCUCCAAUAACGAGGUACGGUAUGUAUAACGAGGUACGGUAUGUAUUUAAAGACUCCUCCAAUAACGAGGUAGGGUAUGUAUUCAAAUACUCCUCCAAUAAUAACGAGGUACGGUAUGUAUUUAAAGACUCCACCAAUAACGAGGUACGGUAUGUAUUCAAAUUCUCCUCCAAUAAUAACGAGGUACGAUAUGUAUUUAAAGACUCCUCCAAUAACGAGGUACGGUAUAUAUUUAAAGACUCCUCCAAUAAUGAGGUACGGUAUGUAUUCAAAUACUCCUCCAAUAAUAACGAGGUAUGGUAUGUAUUCAAAUACUACUCCAAUAACGAGGUACGGUAUAUAUUCAAAUACUCCUCCAAUAAUAACGAGGUACGGUAUGUAUUCAAAGACUCCUCCAAUAAUAACGAGGUACGGUAUGUAUUCAAAGACUCCUCCAAUAAUAACGAGGUACGGUAUGUAUUCAAAUACUCCUCCAAUAACGAGAUACGGUAUAUACUUAAAGACUCCUCCAAUAACGAGGUACGGUAUGUAUUCAAAUACUCCUCCAAUAAUAACGAGGUACGGUAUGUAUUCAAAUACUCCUCCAAUAACGAGAUACGGUAUAUACUUAAAGACUCCUCCAAUAACGAGGUACGGUAUGUAUUCAAAUACUCCUCCAAUAACGAGGUACGGUAUGUAUUCAAAUACUCCUCCAAUAAUAACGAGGUAUGGUAUGUAUUUAAAGACUCCUCCAAUAACGAGGUACGGUAUGUAUUCAAAUACUCCUCCAAUGAUAACGAGGUACGGUAUGUAUUCAAAGACUCCUCCAAUAAUAACGAGGUACGGUAUGUAUUCAAAUACUCCUCCAAUAACGAGGUACGGUAUGUAUUUAAAGACUCCUCCAAUAACGAGGUACGGUAUGUAUUCAAAUACUCCUCCAAUAACGAGGUACGGUAUGUAUUCAAAUACUCCUCCAAUAACGAGGUACGGUAUGUAUAA
Molecule: messenger RNA, 1257 nt
Organism: Mercenaria mercenaria
Lineage: Eukaryota; Metazoa; Mollusca; Bivalvia; Venerida; Veneridae
Product: TBC1 domain family member 5 homolog A-like
Exons: 1
Coding region: 1-1257 (418 amino acids)
Source: RefSeq, a predicted model, not a curated record